AUGUAUAGGGUUGCAAGGCUGAAGCUAGAAUCUAUAACCCUUAAGAGAAGAAGCUUGAUUCUAAAACGAUUAGCUGUCAUUUUAUUGGUUACCCCCGCAAGGUCAAAGGGUUUUAGAUUUUACUGUCAAAAUUAUGGUACCCGAAUUGUUGAGACUGGUUGUGUAAAGUUUAUAAAGUAUGAGGAGAAUGCUACUGGGAAUGAAGAUUUUAUUUUUGAAGAAGAAGGGGAUGUAGCUGUGAUCGAGAAUGAUGAACAAGAUGUUACACCCUUGAUUCCUUUAAGUGAAACUAUAUGGAACCUCAUCAAUUUGAAGAACAAGUUGAUUAACAAGAACAAGUUGUCUAGAAUCCUAAGCUGGAUAAUCCACAAGAACCAAUACAACUGA
This is a messenger RNA of Prunus armeniaca (apricot), 387 nucleotides long. NCBI's taxonomy places the organism in Eukaryota, Viridiplantae, Streptophyta, Magnoliopsida, Rosales, Rosaceae. The record is from the annotation of a GenBank genome assembly.